Drosophila grimshawi is the source of this 2498-nucleotide messenger RNA. It is a transcript of the gene Atg7, whose product is annotated as ubiquitin-like modifier-activating enzyme ATG7. Gene Ontology annotation, biological process: cellular response to nitrogen starvation; autophagy of mitochondrion; autophagosome assembly. Gene Ontology annotation, molecular function: Atg8 activating enzyme activity; Atg12 activating enzyme activity. NCBI's taxonomy places the organism in Eukaryota, Metazoa, Arthropoda, Insecta, Diptera, Drosophilidae. The record is from RefSeq and is a predicted model, not a curated record. Gene Ontology annotation, cellular component: phagophore assembly site; cytoplasm. The transcript is spliced from 9 exons. Bases 16 to 2076 code for a protein of 686 amino acids.
UUGCUAUAUAUAUAUAUGAGAAAAAUGAGUGACGCUUGCAUUUUACAAUUUGCGCCAUUUGAAUCGUUUGUGUCGCCCACAUUCUGGCACAAAUUAGCUGAACUGAAAUUGGACUACGAUCGUCUCUCGGAUGCGGAACGCUCAAUUUCUGGCCACUACACAAAUCGUAAGGCGUCUGGCUGUCUGCUCGAGGUUGAUUACACUGCGUACAAUAGUGCGGCGCAGGCACCAAAAUUCAGCCAUGCAGCCGUCGGGCAUAUCUACAAUAAAAACACCAUUGAGGAGUUCAAGGCACUGGACAAGUCAGCGCUGCUGGCAGAUGAGGGCAAACAACUGUUGGCUGACAUGAAAAGCGGCCGAGUGCUGAAUGAUCCUAAUUUAUUGGCGCGUUUCUUUGUGCUGUCGUUUGCCGAUCUCAAGUGCCACAGUUAUUACUACUGGUUCGCCUUCCCCUGCCCCCUGACGCCUACAUUGCAACUGGAAUGCUCCCCGACAAAGCUAAAAGAACUCCACAAUUGUGGACCUAUUGUGGCUGCUAUUCGUGCCUUGCCUGCGGAAUCUCAAAACUUUUUUAUCUUGUAUGCAAAUGAGCGGGAAAAUGUGUGCGAAACACGCAGCUUAAGCGCUGCUUUAACCAAUUUUAAUGAGAGCGAUGCGCAGCAUUAUUAUUACUGCUUUGCGGAUGCCAGCGAGUAUGAGAAUCCGGCCUGGCUAAUGCGCAAUUAUGUCGCCUUUCUGCUGCACCAAUGCCCCACACUUGUUGGACAAACGCUGAAAUUUAUGGGUCUGCGAUACGAUCAGCAAAUGGCAUUGGACAACAGCCUGAUAUGGCAAGUGUUGCAAGCAGAGAAAUGCAACUAUGACGAACUGCGAUUUGUCGGCUGGGAACCGAAUGCCAAUGGCAAAAUGGGUCCACGUUUGGCCAACAUGCGCGACAGCAUGGAUCCAGCCAAAUUGGCCGAGAACAUGAUAAACUUGAAUCUGAAGCUGAUGAAGUGGCGACUGGUGCCGGAUUUGAAUUUGGAAAUCUUGGCGCAAACCAAAUGUCUACUUUUUGGCGCCGGCACUUUAGGCUGUGCCGUGGCUCGCAAUCUGUUGUCUUGGGGCUUCAAGCACAUUACGCUACUGGACAAUGGCAAGGUGGGACAUUCGAAUCCCGUUCGCCAGAGCCUCUACACGCAUGCGGAUGCAGUGGCUGGCAAUCGGAUGAAGGCCACUACGGCGGCAGCGUGUCUACUUAAGAUUAAUCCCAGUGCGGUGACCAAAGGAUUUGUCUUAGAAAUACCAAUGCCUGGCCACACCGUAGGCGAAUCCCUGCGCCUUGAAACUGUACAGCAUUUGCAGCUAAUUGAGCAGCAGGUGCUAGAACAUGAUGUCAUCUUUCUGCUAACCGAUUCGCGUGAGAGCCGCUGGCUUCCCACGCUGCUGGGAGCGUCCCACUCAAAGGUUGUAAUCAAUGCAGCGUUGGGCUUUGACAGUUAUCUAGUGAUGCGUCAUGGCAGCACGCGGCAGGAGUUUGCCGAUGCCCAGCAAAUCCAGCAUAUUGCUGGACUCAAAUGCAUUGCUGGCCAGCAAUUGGGUUGCUAUUUCUGCAAUGAUGUCACCGCGCCCGGCAACUCGCUUAAGGAUCGCACAUUGGAUCAACAGUGCACUGUUACACGACCGGGCGUCUCUAACAUUGCAGCCAGCUAUGCAGUGGAGCUUUUGGUGUCGCUGCUGCAGCAUCCCCAAAGGGAAAUGGCGCCCGCCUACUAUGCCAACAGUCGCGAACAGCAGAAUACGGAGGCGCAACAACCCGAGGGACUGCUGGGCAUCUUGCCGCACUCCGUACGCGGAAUGCUGUGCAACUAUGAGAACGUUUUGCCAGCCACACAAAAGUUUGCGCAGUGUAUUGCCUGCUCGGAGCGUGUUUUGGCGGCCUAUCGCAGCGAGGGACAUGCAUUUUUGUUUAAAACAUUCGAAACGGCCAAGUAUUUGGAGGAUUUAACUGGCAUUUCUGAGUUUAAGCGACUCAAUAGUGAAAUAAUCGACUUCGAUGAAGAUCAAUUUGAUUUGUCCGAGGCUGAGGAUGAUUAGCUCAACUUAGUCAUUGCAUUUAAUAUUGUACUUAAGCUGUUCAAUACCAAAAAAAUAUGUGUUUUUUCUUGUGUAGUGCUUUUAAAUGUACUUGUGUAAUGAAAUAUGUUUCUUAUAUAUGUAUGUCAGAAGGCUCUCAUAGCUGUAUUUCACUUAUUUACACGUAAAUAACUGAACCACAAGGUUAGUGCGAGGAGUGCUUAUAAUGCUUAUAAUAUUUGCAUCCAGAAACCAUUUUGCAAUUUAUAUUUUAGUAUCAGCCCAAGCAGAGAUGGUUGACAAUUAUAUAGAUUGGAUUGUGCGACAAAUAUUUUCUGGUAAAUUGCUAGAAUUCGCAAGCAUAUAUUGUCAUUUAAUACGAAAAUAGUGUUCAGCGGUUUUUUAAAUUUUAUAAUUGAUCCGCAACUUUGUGCAGAUUACUU